Molecule: messenger RNA, 8122 nt
Organism: Chlorocebus sabaeus (green monkey)
Lineage: Eukaryota; Metazoa; Chordata; Mammalia; Primates; Cercopithecidae
Gene: DOT1L
Product: DOT1 like histone lysine methyltransferase
Biological process (GO): DNA repair; DNA damage checkpoint signaling; regulation of transcription regulatory region DNA binding
Cellular component (GO): nucleus
Molecular function (GO): histone H3K79 methyltransferase activity
Source: RefSeq, a predicted model, not a curated record
UUUUUGUACCCAAUGAAACAGCAUUGUUGUCGAAUGAGUCCUGGGCUUGGAGCUAGAGCAAGCCCUAGACCGUGACUCUUACGGGGGGAAAUUAGGUUCUUGGUUUUACUAGGUCGUGUGUGGGAAGGUGUUCGGCGUCCUCCCCCUGGGACGGGAUUCGAACUCGUCAUCCGACGGGCCCGCCCAUAGGGUCUCCCCGGGUCUCCGCGUCGAGCCGGCGAGUUGGGGAAGGGGGCGCCUGAGGGCAACCGAGGACGUGCGUGCGUAUGUGCGUGCGUGCGUGGAUUCGGGCGGGCGGGCGAGUCCACGGGGCGGGGCGCCGAGGGGGUGGCGCGCGCGGGGCGGCCGGCUGGGCGGCGGGCACGCGCCGGCCUCUUCGCUCUGGGCCCCCCUCGCGCGCACGGCGAGUGGUUCCGCCCGGCCCCCGGCUCAUUGUGCUCGCCUCACGCCGGCCCAAGAUGGCGGAGGCGCUGGAGGCCCCGGGCCUGUGACCACAAAGAGGGAGCCGGGGGCCGGGCCGGACCGGAGCGCGGCGGCGGCGGCGGCGGCGGCCGAGGCCGAGGCCAGGCCCCCUCCCCUCAGCCUCCCGCCCCUCCCUCCUGCCCGCCCUCCUCCGCCCACCGGCGGCCCCGCCCCUCCCCCAACCGCCCGCCUAGCAUGGUGCGGCGGCCGCGCGCGCGGACAUGGGGGAGAAGCUGGAGCUGAGACUCAAGUCGCCCGUGGGGGCUGAGCCCGCCGUCUACCCGUGGCCGUUGCCGGUCUACGACAAACAUCACGAUGCUGCUCAUGAAAUCAUCGAGACCAUCCGAUGGGUCUGUGAAGAAAUCCCGGAUCUCAAGCUCGCUAUGGAGAAUUACGUUUUAAUUGACUAUGACACCAAAAGCUUCGAGAGCAUGCAGAGGCUCUGCGACAAGUACAACCGCGCCAUCGAUAGCAUCCACCAGCUGUGGAAGGGCACCACGCAGCCCAUGAAGCUGAACACGCGGCCGUCCACUGGGCUCCUGCGCCACAUCCUGCAGCAGGUCUACAACCACUCAGUGACUGACCCCGAGAAGCUCAACAACUACGAGCCCUUCUCCCCUGAGGUGUACGGGGAGACCUCCUUCGACCUGGUGGCCCAGAUGAUCGACGAGAUCAAGAUGACCGAUGACGACCUGUUUGUGGACUUGGGGAGCGGUGUGGGCCAGGUCGUGCUCCAGGUCGCCGCUGCCACCAACUGCAAACAUCACUAUGGCGUCGAGAAAGCGGACAUCCCGGCCAAGUAUGCGGAGACCAUGGACCGCGAGUUCAGGAAGUGGAUGAAAUGGUAUGGAAAAAAGCAUGCAGAAUACACAUUGGAGAGAGGCGAUUUCCUCUCAGAAGAGUGGAGGGAGCGAAUCGCCAACACGAGUGUUAUAUUUGUGAAUAAUUUUGCCUUUGGUCCUGAGGUGGAUCACCAGCUGAAGGAGCGGUUUGCAAACAUGAAGGAAGGUGGCAGAAUCGUGUCCUCGAAACCCUUUGCACCUCUGAACUUCAGAAUAAACAGUAGAAACUUGAGUGACAUCGGCACCAUCAUGCGCGUGGUGGAGCUGUCGCCCCUGAAGGGCUCGGUGUCGUGGACGGGGAAGCCAGUCUCCUACUACCUGCACACUAUCGACCGCACCAUACUUGAAAACUAUUUUUCUAGUCUGAAAAACCCAAAACUCAGGGAGGAACAGGAGGCAGCCCGGCGCCGCCAGCAGCGCGAGAGCAAGAGCAACGCGGCCACGCCCACCAAGGGCCCCGAGGGCAAGCUGGCCGGCCCCACCGACGCCCCCAUGGACUCUGGUGCUGAGGAAGAGAAGGCAGGAGCAGCCACCGUGAAGAAGCCAUCUCCCUCCAAAGCCCGUAAGAAGAAGCUCAACAAGAAGGGGAGGAAGAUGGCUGGCCGCAAGCGCGGGCGCCCCAAGAAGAUGAGCACUGCGAACCCCGAGCGGAAGCCCAAGAAGAACCAAACUGCACUGGAUGUCCUGCACGCCCAGACCGUGUCUCAGACGGCAGCCUCCUCGCCCCAGGAUGCCUACAGGUCCCCUCACAGCCCGUUCUACCAGCUACCUCCGAGCGUGCAGCGUCACUCCCCCAACCCGCUGCUGGUGGCGCCCACCCCGCCCGCGUUGCAGAAGCUGCUAGAGUCUUUCAAGAUCCAGUACCUGCAGUUCCUGGCAUACACAAAGACCCCCCAGUACAAGGCCAGCCUGCAGGAACUGCUGGGCCAGGAGAAGGAGAAGAACACCCAGCUCCUGGGCGCGGCUCAGCAGCUCCUCAGCCACUGCCAGGCCCAGAAGGAGGAGAUCAGGAGGCUGUUCCAGCAAAAAUUGGAUGAGCUGGGCGUGAAGGCGCUGACCUACAACGACCUGAUUCAGGCGCAGAAGGAGAUCUCCGCCCACAACCAGCAGCUGCGGGAGCAGUCAGAGCAGCUGGAGCAGGACAACCGUGCGCUGCGCAGCCAGAGCUUGCAGCUGCUCAAGGCUCGCUGCGAGGAGCUGCAGCUGGACUGGGCCACGCUGUCCCUGGAGAAGCUGCUGAAGGAGAAGCAGGCCCUGAAGAGCCAGAUCUCAGAGAAGCAGAGGCACUGCCUGGAGCUGCAGAUCAGCAUCGUGGAGCUGGAGAAGAGCCAGCGGCAGCAGGAGCUCCUGCAGCUCAAGUCCUGUGUGCCGCCUGAUGAUGCCCUGUCUCUGCAUCUACGCGGGAAGGGUCCCCUGGGCCGCGAGCUGGAGCCUGAUGCCAGCCGGCUGCACCUGGAGCUGGACUGCGCCAAGUUCUCGCUGCCUCACUUGAGCAGCAUGAGCCCGGAGCUCUCCAUGAACGGCCAGGCUGCCGGCUAUGAGCUCUGCAGUGCGCUGAGCCGGCCCUCGUCCAAGCAGAACACACCCCAGUACCUGGCCUCACCCCUCGACCAGGAGGUGGUGCCCUGCACCCCCAGCCACGGUGGCCGGCCACGCCUGGAGAAGCUGUCUGGCCUGGCUGCACCCGACUACACCAGGCUGUCCCCGGCCAAGAUUGUGCUGAGGCGGCACCUGAGCCAGGACCACACGGUGCCCGGCAGGCCGGCCGCCAGUGAGCUGCACCCGAGAGCUGAGCACACCAAGGAGAACGGCCUUCCCUACCAGAGCCCCAGCGUGCCUGGCAGCAUGAAGCUGAGUCCCCAGGACCCGCGGCCCCUGUCACCUGGGGCCUUGCAGCUUGCUGGAGAGAAGAGCAGUGAGAAGGGCCUGAGAGAGCGCGCCUACGGCAGCAGCGGGGAGCUCAUCACCAGCCUGCCCAUCAGCAUCCCGCUCAGCACCGUGCAGCCCAACAAGCUCCCGGUCAGCAUCCCCCUGGCCAGCGUAGUGCUGCCCAGCCGCGCUGAGAGGGCGAGGAGCACCCCCAGUCCCGUGCUGCAGCCCCGCGACCCCUCGUCCACACUUGAAAAGCAGAUUGGUGCUAAUGCCCAUGGCGCUGGGAGCAGAAGCCUUGCCCUGGCCCCCGCAGGCUUCUCCUAUGCUGGCUCGGUGGCCAUCAGCGGAGCCUUGGCGGGCAGCCCAGCCUCUCUCACACCUGGAGCCGAGCCGGCCACCUUGGAUGAGUCCUCCAGCUCUGGGAGCCUUUUUGCCACCGUGGGGUCCCGCAGCUCCACACCACAGCACCCCCUGCUGCUGGCGCAGCCCCGGAACUCGCUCCCGGCCUCUCCCGCCCACCAGCUCUCCUCCAGCCCCCGGCUUGGUGGGGCUGCCCAGGGCCCGAUCCCCGAGGCCAGCAAGGGGGACUUGCCCUCAGAUUCCGGUUUCUCAGAUCCUGAGAGUGAGGCCAAGAGGAGGAUCGUGUUCACCAUCGCCACUGGUGCGGGCAGCGCCAAACAGUCGCCCUCUAGCAAGCACAGCCCCCUGACCGCCAGCGCCCGUGGGGACUGCGUGCCGAGCCACGGGCAGGACAGCCGCAAGCGUGGGCGGCGGAAGCGAGCAUCGACGGGGACGCCCAGCUUGAGCGCAGGCGUGUCCCCCAAGCGCCGAGCCCUGCCGUCCGCCGCUGGCCUUUUCACACAGCCUUCGGGGUCUCCCCUCAACCUCAACUCCAUGGUCAGUAACAUCAACCAGCCCCUGGAGAUUACAGCCAUCUCGUCCCCUGAGACCUCCCUGAAGAGCUCCCCUGUGCCCUACCAGGACCACGACCAGCCCCCCGUGCUCAAGAAGGAGCGGCCUCUGAGCCAGACCAAUGGGGCACACUACUCCCCGCUCACCUCGGACGAGGAGCCAGGCUCUGAGGAUGAGCCCAGCAGCGCCCGAAUUGAGAGAAAAAUUGCAACAAUCUCCUUAGAAAGCAAAUCUCCCCCGAAAACCUUGGAAAAUGGUGGUGGCUUGGUGGGAAGGAAGACCACGCCUGCGAGCGAGCCAGUCAACAACAGCAAGUGGAAGUCUACUUUCUCGCCCAUCUCCGACAUCGGCCUGGCCAAGUCUGCAGACAGCCCGCUGCAGGCCAGCUCCGCCCUCAGCCAGAACUCCCUGUUCACGUUCCGGCCCGCCCUGGAGGAGCCCCCUGCCGAUGCCAAGCUGGCCACCCACCCCAGGAAAGGCUUUCCUGGCUCUCUGUCGGGGGCUGACGGACUCAGCCCAAGCACCAACCCUGCCAACGGCUGCACCUUUGGCGGGGGCCUGGCGGCGGACCUGAGUUUACACAGCUUCAGCGAUGGUGCUUCUCUUCCCCACAAGGGCCCCGAGGCGGCCGGCCUGAGCUCCCCGCUGAGCUUCCCCUCGCAGCGUGGCAAGGAGGCCUCGGACGCCAACCCUUUCCUGAGCAAGAGGCAGCUGGACGGCCUGGCUGGGCUGAAGGGCGAGGGCAGCCGCAGCAAGGAGGCAGGGGAGGGCGGCCUGCAGCUGUGUGGGCCCACGGACAAGACCCCGCUGCUGACCGGCAAGGCCGCCAAGGCCCGGGACCGCGAGCUCGACCUCAAGAAUGGCCACAACCUCUUCAUCUCCGCUGCGGCUGUGCCUCCUGGAAGCCUCCUCAGCGGCCCCGGCCUGGCCCCGGUGGCGUCCUCCGCAGGCGGCGCGGCGUCCUCCACCCAGACGCACCGGCCCUUCUUGGGCCCCUUCCCGCCGGGACCGCAGUUCGCGCUCGGCCCCAUGUCCCUGCAGGCCAACCUCGGCUCCGUGGCCGGCUCCUCCGUGCUGCAGUCGCUGUUCAGCUCUGUGCCGGCUGCCGCAGGCCUGGUGCACGUGUCGUCCGCUGCCACCAGACUGACCAACUCGCACGCCAUGGGCAGCUUUUCCGGGGUGGCAGGCAGCACAGUUGGAGGUAACUAGGAUUUCUACCUCAACCGCGAGACCUAUGCAAGGACGGUGUGGACCAACUAGCGCCCGUGGCAUGGUGCCCACCGGCCUGCCAGGCUCCCACCCCUGGAUGGCAGAGGCGAGGACGGACGGGAGCUCCACUGUGAAUCGGCGGCGCACGCCGCAGGAGGCUGGGACUGGUCCAGUUUGUACUGUCGAUAGUUUUAGAUAAAGUAUUUAUCAUUUUUUAAAAAGUAUAAACAAUUCUGACUUAUUUUAUUCCAUCUAAGUGGUAAAAGGCAACCUAUUGAGAAAUAUAAAUAUCUAUAUAUGAGAGAUCUAUAUAAAGACACGUGUCUGCAGGGCGGGCCCGCCAGCGGAUUCGCCGACAGCCUGCCCCGGUGCUAUCUCAUCCCCAGGCCCGCGCCUGCCUCCACCCGCUUGGUGCUGACUAGACGCUGACAACGCCGAACCCCGUUCUCAGAAACGCCGCCCGGCCAGCUCCCCCGACGCACUGCUCCCGUACCAAAGGCAGGCCCGUCGCCACCACAUUCCUCGGAGGCCCCCACCGCGGCCUGAGCCCCUUCCUGAGCCCCUGGCGCCUGCCCUGAGCUCUUCACCUUUACCCCGGCACUGUGAACCCUUAGACUGUUCACCCUCCGGGGCUUGGGUCGCGCCCUUGCACGAGAACGGGUCUGCGCGGUGGUGUAGCUGGCCGCGUGCUGUGCGAUGGUGCUGUGAGGACGGCCAGGCACGUUUAACAAGUGCAUUUACUUUUGUAUUUCUCGGCUGUCCAUGGCUCGCAGCGUGCCCUGCGAUGUGGGGCAGGCCUGUGUGGGUCCGUUGGUGUUUCUGUACAGGAGAGAGUCACACUAAUGAGUGGCAGUAUUUUAUAGAGAUGUGAUGAGAAUUUAUAAAUUUCAUAGAUUUGACAGCUUCUAUUUUUAGAUGGUAUAAUGCACAGUGAAGAGGAAAAAAAAAGCGAGGGGAAAAACCUUAUUUAUUCAAACAGUGCACAAAGUGGCCCCGGGGUCGGUCCCCACCCCAGACCCCUCAGUGGCAGCUCCCAGCAGCCCAGACAGAGCUGCCGGCGCCCCUGCCUGCCCCACAUCCCCUUCCUGUCAGGGUCACGCCUGGCACCCGUCCCGUGAAGCCUGUGGUGGCUCUCCCAGCUGCUGUGGGUGUGCUGGGGCCGGGGCGCACUGCUGAAGCCUGGCCUCUCUGGCCUUAGGCCCUAGGGCGAUGUCGGCCCCCCACUCUGCAGCCUGGGGGGUGCCUGGGACUGGGUGUGGAAGGAGAGGCGCUGAGCCGGGGUGUGGCAGGCAGGCAGGGCCACUCUGGUGCUUCGGGAGCCCUGCAGUCGGCCUGGGUUGUCUGGGGAGUGGUGGCUCUGUGCCCUCCCUGGAGGAUGGGAUCUGGGAGUCUGAGCUGCCCACACCUGACCCCGGGCUGUGUGGCACUCCCUGAGCCCACCUUCUCAAGUGCUUGCCCCUGUGAGGUGGCAUCCGGGAGCCUCUUCCCCAGGGUGCCACAGAUCCACCCUCCAGGUGUCAGCCCUGCGUUCCGGUUCCCAAGGGCAGGAUGGACACACAUCAUGUCCCUACCACGUUUUCCUGCCGCGUGGCCUCCAGAGGGAGCCGAGGAGGAAAGGUUUCUGUGGUUGCUAGGUGGGCGAGUGCUGUGUGGGAGGGCCUGGAAGACCCCUGCUUGUGCCUGGUGGGGGUGCUGCCUCCCCCGGCCCUCAACAACCUCUCAGACCCCUGUCCCCCAAUAUAGUUGAGUUCUGAAGAUGGUGCUCCAGACCUGUCCCUUAGGUGGCGCCCAGCGCCUUCCCCGCCCCGCGUUGGUGCUCUCAGUUCGAAGGUGCUGUGCCUCUGCCUGAGCCCCAAGCCCUGAGCCUGGCCUUCAGGACGGGCAGCCCGCUCCAUGUCGCCACGGGCCCGAUAUGCUGCAGGGUUGAUGGCAGAGAAGGCAUGGAGUCCCUGGUCUAGAACAAGACACAUUCUUUAAACACUGUAUCACUUCUGCCUCCCUCUAGGGGACAGUGGCAGUCCGGGUGCCACCGCGGGUCCUGCAGACGGGCCAUGCAGGGCUCCUGCCCAUGCAGCCCAUAUCCACACACAGACGACCGUGUGGUCAGGGCGCACACUGGGUCUUGGAGCCACUGGCCCAGGCAGAAGUCUUCUUGAGCCCACUGGGUCACAUGCGUGUCACCACACAUCAACUAGUGUGGUGCUGCCUGUGGACACUCUCCUGUUCUGAGCCCUGGACCCGUGUCCCUCUCGGGCACUCCCAGACUGAGGGGGGGUGUAUGGCAGGUGGCGGGAUGGCUGUGGAGCCUGGUGAUCUUGGAGCCUGGUGCUGGCACCUGGUCUGAGUUUCCAUGGGCAGCCGACGGGGACCUGUGCUGCUGCUGCUGACUGUGGGCAGGCGGGCGGCGCCUGGGAGUGGCUUUUGCUCAGGAAUCGAUAGGAACCCUAACGACUAGGACACCCUCUCCUUGGCCCACGAGGCGCACACGGUGACUUAUUUAAGACUUCCCCCUUAAUUUAUCUGCCCCCAAGACGCGUCAGUCUGUUCAAUGGUCAGCAGGGGACCCCCCGCCCGCCAGCUGACUGCCCUCGUCAUCGGUGGUCAGAUCCUCCCCCUCCCACCCCCACCAACACAACACGCUGCUGGUCUGUGUCAGCCUUUGUAACACGCGGGAGGCUCUGCCGUGUCUUUCUGGUGAACUGUAUUUGGAUUGCGCGCAUUGUCACGGUCCGCCCCCGGGCUGCGGGCGCCCCUCCCUCCGGGCACCCCUGCAUUCUGCAUCCCCACCUCUAGACGCUGUAAUAAACAGACCGUUUUCACUUGGA